Ectocarpus siliculosus is the source of this 972-nucleotide messenger RNA. Lineage: Eukaryota; Phaeophyceae; Ectocarpales; Ectocarpaceae. The record is from the annotation of a GenBank genome assembly.
AUGUUCGUGGCAUCGGUGGGGGUGCUGCUUCGCCAAGACGGACGGUUGCUGCUGCUGCUGCUGCUGUCGGCGAGAGAGGGGCCACGGCAAGAGCAGGGGGUAGGGGGGGGGGUAGGGGGGGGAGAGGCGCGGCACCGGCAGCAGCAACCGGACGUGGAAGGGGGGGCGCAGCUGGGGGGAGGGGGGUCAGAAGAGGAGGCGCGGGGAGAGGGAGGGGCAGGGGGAGGGGGAGAGGAAGGGCCGCUGUUGUUGAGGCGGACAGGCGGAAGAGCGGACGGGCCAGAAAGCGGAAGGUCAGUCGGAAGAGGCGCGGGGAGAGGGAGGGGCAGGGGGAGGGGGAGAGGAAGGGCCGCUGUUGUUGAGGCGGACAGGCGGAAGAGCGGACGGGCCAGAAAGCGGAAGGUGAUGGGCGAUGUCGAGGAAGAUGACGACGGGAUGGAUGGCGACUACGAAGGCGGCGGAUACUCCCACCGGGGCUAGGAGCGCUGGACUAGAGGCAGAGGGCGGAGGCGGGCACGGACUAAUAGAUUUCUGCUGUGCGCGUUGGAAUUGCGGGAGGGCUUCGAGUGCCGGCCGGGGGAAUCGCUUGAAGUCUUGCUUGUGUUCGGGACCUCGCGCGGACGAGAAGCGAGGGGGUGCGGUGGAUGAUGCGCGCCCGCGGGGGGGGGGGGGUACAACCAUCGGCCGACAACCUUUGUUCUUGGAAGCGGGCUGGCUCCUUCAAAGGGUCUGGUGAUUGGUGAUUGGGUAAUUUGCGAAGCCAAGAAGCGGUGCAAGCCCUGCUUACCCACGGUAGGCAACGAAACGGUCCGGCGCCACGGGACUGUCGGGACGGCGGACCGCAGGUGCUUAGAAACCGGAAAAGCUCUCCCGCUCUCCCGCCUAGAGCGAGUUACAAGUAGUUUUAUUAUGUUCUUGUUUUGUCUUGUCCGCGGGGAGUGUCUAUUAUUUCAGCACCAAGUACGAAAAUUU